Molecule: messenger RNA, 6511 nt
Organism: Lineus longissimus
Lineage: Eukaryota; Metazoa; Nemertea; Pilidiophora; Heteronemertea; Lineidae
Product: segment polarity protein dishevelled homolog DVL-3-like
Exons: 18
Coding region: 347-2662 (771 amino acids)
Biological process (GO): canonical Wnt signaling pathway; intracellular signal transduction
Cellular component (GO): cytosol
Molecular function (GO): frizzled binding
Source: RefSeq, a predicted model, not a curated record
GAGCGCAUCAAUUGAGAGGCUCGACAGAGCACAGAAAUUAUCAACCCUCGGAAACAUUCGGCUUCUUUAACAAUGGGAAAACACCAGUUAAGGAUGGAUUAUCGUCGGAUUUUUUUGCCUUUGGAAUUUUCUUAUGUAUAAAGUUAGGAUAUCUGAGAGAAUCAUCCAAAUUUACUGACAAUUUCGUGUAGAAAUCAGUCUCUUUCAAAUCUACCAAUAUCAUUUCCCAAUAUCCGGAGGGUUCUCUCACCCAUACUCGGCGAGGACAGUGAGCAAAAUAUUCGGUCGCCAUUUUGGGAAAGAUAGAACAUCAUCCAGAAUUUAGAGUCUAAAUCUGCCCUCCAGUAUGGAGGCCGAGACUAAAAUCAUCUAUCAUAUAGAUGACGAGGACACCCCGUAUUUAAUCAAACUUUCUGUUCCCGCUGAUCGGGUCACUUUAGGGGAUUUUAAGAAUGCCUUGAAUCGGCCAAAUUAUAAAUUCUUUUUCAAGUCGAUGGAUGAUGAUUUUGGAGUGGUAAAAGAAGAAAUCGUUGAUGAUGAAACACAUUUGCCAUGUUUUAAUGGGAGAGUCGUCUCAUGGUUGGUGCCAGCUGAGAGCAGCGCGUCAGAUACUCAAUCACAAUGUACAGAAUCACAAACAGGUGAUAUCCAAUUACCCACCGAACGGGUGGGCGGAAUUGGGGAUAGUCGGCCGCCAUCAUUUCACGCAAAUGCAGGUCCUGGUAGUCGAGAGUUAGAAAAUGAACCCUGUGACACAUGUACAGAAACAGAAUCGGUUAUUAGUUCGCGAAGAGAUCGGCACAGUCAUCGAGGAGGUCGACCGACCCAUAAAGACAGAUUUCAUUCAGAUGGGCCAAAAGUCAACGGUCACAGCCGACUGGACCGUCUGCGAGAGCGGGGCCAUUUUGACACAUCAUCUUCAGUUCUAACGAGUGAUAUUGAGACAACGAGUUUUUUCGACUCUGAGGAUGACACAUCAAGCAGAUUUUCCACUGCCACAGAACAAACUAGGUCUUCUAAAUAUGGUCGCCAUCGAAGGCGGAGAAGACGGCACAGACUGCCACCUAUUAGCCGGGCGUCCUCAUUUAGUAGCAUAACAGAUUCAACUAUGUCACUUAACAUUAUCACUGUCACAGUCAAUUUAGAUACAGUAAACUUCCUCGGAAUCAGCAUAGUUGGCCAAAGUAACAAGGGCGGGGAUGGUGGGAUUUAUGUGGGGUCUAUUAUGAAAGGUGGUGCUAUAGCUCAAGAUGGGAGAAUCGAACCAGGAGAUAUGAUCCUGGAGGUGAAUGGGAUAAGUUUUGAAAAUAUGAGUAAUGAUGAUGCGGUACGGACACUGAGGGAAGCUGUACAAAAACCUGGUCCAAUCACUCUAGUAGUUGCCAAAUGUUGGGACCCAAAUCCCAAAGGAUACUUCACAAUUCCUCGACAAGAACCAGUACGGCCAAUCGACCCCUCGGCGUGGGUUGCCCACACGACGGCGAUGCGUGCUGGCAUGCCAGUGGCCCCUGGUGGCAACCCUAUGACCCAAUCAUUAAGCACUAUGACCUCAACAAGUUCAUCGAUAACUAGCUCAAUACCAGAAUCAGAAAAAGAUCAGCAGAAAAUGCCAACUUCAGAUGUAUUGACAAGAGGACUUGAGAUUCUUUGGUACGACGAGCAAACACAGAUGAACUUGUCAAUCAAUAUGGACAUGGUGACAAUCGUGAAGGCCAUGGCACAACCAGAUUCUGGACUAGAAAUAAGGGACAGGAUGUGGCUAAAAAUUACUAUACCAAAUGCAUUUAUAGGUUCUGAUUUAGUGGACUGGUUGUUCACCCACGUGGAAGGCUUUGCUGAUCGUCGUGAUGCUAGGAAAUAUGCGUGUAAUUUAUUAAAAGCUGGCUUUAUUCGGCAUACGGUCAAUAAGAUCACAUUUUCUGAACAGUGCUACUAUGUGUUCGGCGACCUAUGCGGAAGUAAGUACCCAGAUAUGUCCUCGCUAAGUCUCGAAGACGUAGACUCCGUAUCGGAAGCGGACCGAGACACACUUGCACCCCUACCACCGCCCGCUUGGAACAACCAGUACAUUAGUAACUAUAGUAGCUAUGCAUCUAUGCCGUAUAAUUACACGAAUGACACUGUUAGUUAUGGGAGCGUGCCGCCGAGAGACGGGAGUGCUGGGAGCGUCCAUUCUGGAUCAGUGGCAGUUAACACAUGCGCUUGCAUCGUUAACAACACAUAUAAACAUAUACGCCGCCUAUGGGAGAACAAGGACAAACAAAAGGCCAUUAAAAACAAUAUGUCUACUGCCACUGGUGGUGCCCCCACUACCCGGGGGUCGGACAACAUAUCUUUAGCCAGCACGAGUAGUUCUAGAGGAAGUAGCGCCUCGGGCAGCAGUGGGAAAAGGAAAGGAGAAAAAGACAAAAUGGAGAGAAAAUCAGCCAGCCCGGGCGGCAGCGGGAGUGACACAGAAACCGCUUCAUUGGCCAGUGUGCAGCGGGCGCCGCCUGUGACGAUAAGCGAAAAACCUUCAGGGCCUAUACCAGUUGCCCCGCCGGUGUGCCCCACGGUGCCUGCUCCCCCGACUGCCCCACCGCCCCCUGGCGACCUGGCCAACGUACCGGAGGAUCUCAGUGGCAGCCGACAGUCCUUUCGAAUGGCCAUGGGCAACCCUUAGCAUGUUAACCCCACGGACGCUCGCUCAUGUGUACAGUACGUAACCAUGGUAACGGAUGCGACCUUGAAGAGUGACCUUGAUGCUUCUGCUCUCCUUUAACACAAUCUGCUGUUAACGCUCAUUCAGAAGACGCUAUGCUGGGACACCGUGGGAAGUGCACCGUGUAGGAUCUACUCCGUUCUCCUUAUCACUUGUCGAGAAUGGAUGCUCAUGUAUACUGAUAGGGGGCACCAGGCAGCGUCGAGGACUGCUUGCCAUCUAGAAAAGCACUUAAUGCAAUCUACAAUCAUGUGACUUGCCAGUGAUUCAAGCCAAAGAAAUUAAGUUGGAAGUUUGACUCAUAAAAGCUUUAACACAACACUGAUCAAAACUGUGAAAGUGGUGGAUUUGAGAAUUUUUGCCCCCAAUGCUGUUGGGCCACAUAAUUCUUGAAAUUCUCUCCUCCAUGAAUGUUUCAACAAAUUCCUGAAAAUGGAUGAUUGCUUUUACCCUGUCGAUUUCAUAUCUUGAUUUCUUUGGCCUGAUUCUUGCCAAGUCACUUUUAGCUGUUACAACUUCACCUACUGCUUUCCAGCUUAAUAUGCUUUAUCUCUGCGCUUGUACAUUGUACAGGCCUCACCCGACUGCUGUAAUUCGGACAAGACUCACUCGGUGGAGCUACAAGCAGUGUUGAACGCUAUCAAUGUGAAACUGGACUUGUAAAAUUCAUCGGUAUUGGUAAACACAGAGGGAAACCUGGAUGUUCAUGCAGUUUUGUGGGAUGGACGGAUCACAGAACUUCGAUGUUGAUCUUGACAAUCGAUUGGAUGCAUACAGGAAAUGCUUUCAGUGAAACUUUGGCAAUAGCUUUCAAUAUUUUGCAAUAAGUUAAUAGGAGGUUACACGAUACUUGGUGUUUUCUAAAGCAAAAGAAAUUGUGCCAGUGGCUACCCUUAAGGCAUUCAGGGCUGGAAAAGUUGCUCCCUCUUAGGUUAGUUACCCCCAGCCCUCCUAAAAUUCUGUGAAUUAAGGUUUUGUUGUCACCCUGAAACUUGUGCAUUUGGGAACAAAAGACCUCGUACCAACUCUUUACAAGACUCUUCUGCUGGCUUUGAAUGGGUUUGGUGCUGAAAACUUAUAAGGCUUAUGAAAUAUUGCUAACCAUUACUGUUCAAUGUUAAGGAUCUGUUCUUCAACGACUUUGAUAAUGCUACGUGUAACUCUCUCUAGAAUUGAUCUUUGUCCUAAUGGGUAUACCAUCAAUCACUACAUGUAGGUAGACAACCGGUGUAUACCUCAAAUUCAUUAGUACUAGCAAUCAUUGCUGUGCGCUUCUGCAUCGUUGAAGCAUUUUGAAUUCACAGAGAUCAAACUUUGUCCAAGUGUGCCAUCUAUGGCUAAAGAGGCCACGCAGUGACGUCAUUUGGGCAUCCAUUUUGGACGUCAAUCCAUGUGGAGCUUAUUGACGUCGCUUGUAAAUUGUACCACAUGUGUAUGACGUCACUACACCUUGACUACUGUUACUGUUGAAGUGCACCUUGUGGGUCAGUAAAGCAACUUCGACAUCCAAAAUAGGGACGUUUUGUGUGCAGACGUCACCUGCACCUCUAUGGAUAUGAAUUGGAUUCACCUCUCAAAAGCUGGGGGUGUUUACUAAUUGGUAUCUGGAAGGCUAGUAGCAUUUAGAAGAAAUAAAAAAAUAAGGGUAAUACUUGAGCGUUUUAGUUUUGUCCUAGGUAAAGUAGCUGUGGACGAGAAGUAUGUAUUUUGUUUAUUUAUUGAUUCUCGGCAGAUGUAAAUGGGAUGUAAUGUAUUUCUAAGUCAGAUGGAAAUUGGAUGGUUUCCAUGGAAAUGAAAGGUUUGAGGUUUCCACGGAAACUGGAGAGAAACACUGGUGGUUUCUUCGGAAACUGGAAUAUUCCAGUGAACUGUGGCGACUUCCAGAUCAACUAGUACGUGUUUCCGUGCUCUGUUGUUGUUUGCAUAGGUCCAGAUUUAUCAUGGAAACUCAGAUAUUGGAGGGAGUCCAAAGAUUUCCAUGGACACCAUAGGUUUUGAAGCAGGAUGUCUUUGUUACUGAAGCAAUGGUCACUGGUUCUUGGGUGAGUUUGGCUCAAUGUACAUGCAGCCAGAGUUUAUUUCGCCUGAACAGAAAAAAAUCAAGAAACUUGUACAAGUACUACAGUACGAUCUGUACUGUACUGCAAACAGGACAAUUGUUGGAAUCCUGUGAAAAUCAUUUGUAUGAGUCUAAAUGUAGUUGAGGAAACUACUGAAAUAUCUUAGUGAUAUUUCAUGGAAGAUCUAGCUCUGCAAAAAGUUCCAAACAAUAAAGCUGAUGUAGAGUUGUUUUGUCUAGUUGAGGUGAAUUGGGAAAGACGCUUGUAUAAUGAUCUUGGGAGGGGGCCUGCAACAGAGAAUAUAUUUUGUGUAGCCUGUUUAGAAUAUUUUGGAUUACUUGUGAUGCUUUUUAGUGGUAUUUAUUAUUAAAAUGUGGGUUCUUUUGAUUUUGCUGGGUCAUUUAGAUCAACUUCACUGAGGUGUCAAGUAACCAGGAAAUAUAAAAUGGCAAGAAAUAUGCCAAAAUUAUGACAAGUAGUAAUUAUUGUAAUGGUAGCGAAGAAAGAAAGCUUGUCUUGAUUCUUUGAAGUGGCUACCACAAUGCAGUUCUAAUGCCAUUUAAGUGUUAUACCAGAUAUGAAAAGCGGCUCCUGACAGGGCAGUAGUACCUGGAAGUUUGUUAAAUUUCUCAGUUUUAACACUUUUGAUGGAAGAGAGCAGGAUACACUAAUGACAAUUCAACAAAAAAACCCAGCAAAUUGUUCAUUGCACGAAAGCUUGUGUGUCGAGGAGUCGUUUAAAGUACAUGUACAGCAGUAUUUCUUAUUCUAUCUUUAAAAAUGAACCAAUUUAGUUCUUGAAAUGAAAUUCUUAGUAAAUUCUGAAGUGAUCUUUCUUACCCUUUUGUGUAUUAUGUUCCCAGUUGUUACUUUUGAAUUCCGGCAUCAGGGGUAAAUAAUGGACAAUGCUUCUUGUACAAAUUCUAUAAAUAUAAUUUUAUUGUAUAUACAUGGUUGUAUUGUUUUAUACUAAGCGCAUGAUCAGUUGAAAGUCUGUCCAGAUAUUGCUCAUGUUUUCGAUAAUUUCGAAUGAUUAGGCCAUGAACUCAGAAAUUAAUCAAUUUACCAAAUUGGCUACGAUUUUGAGAGAGCAUUAUCUGCAAAGCAUGAAAUAGGCAACCCAACAAAGGCAACAUUUGAGAGUAAGGUAAGGUGGUACAAUUAUAGCUCCUACAGUGGCAGUUCAAAGUAAUGCACUAAGGUUAUAAUUGUACUCCUUGCCUUGUAUCUUGCAUUCAAAACUGCCGGCAAUACAACUUCAUUAUUGGACAGUCGAGCAUCAUUUGGUAGUAAAAAUGUUCUUGUGGAUGGGGAGACCCAGUCCAAUGAAAUUGUUCAAUGGGCAAUUCGAUAACCUCUGUAUGAUAAGAUUGACUCUUUCGUUUUAAACCAAGCAAGAAAGCCCAUCUCCACAUAAGCAUCUUACACCAUGUGUCGGACACAAGGCCUUGUCAUUGACACAAUGGCCACACUGCCGAUGGGGAAUUGACUCUUGUUUGGUACAUGGCAUGAAAUGCUUCUGUAGAGAUAGGACCAGACUUAUUUGAAUGUGAAACAAACUUAUGGUUGUGCUGAGGCCUGUUUAAGGAAUGAAUAGUGGAUUUUGCGCCGAGAUGAAAUGUUUUGUUGGACAGACGUAAGAUUAAGAACCAGUGGCCGCGUGCUUGUACUGUUGACUUGCCCAUUUUGCCAUGAUCACUAUGUAGGCGUGAAGUCAAACUUUAUAAUAAAUGUGUAUUUCAAAUUGAAA